Messenger RNA from Thalassophryne amazonica, 2730 nucleotides. It is a transcript of the gene melk, whose product is annotated as maternal embryonic leucine zipper kinase. Lineage: Eukaryota; Metazoa; Chordata; Actinopteri; Batrachoidiformes; Batrachoididae. The transcript is spliced from 18 exons. Gene Ontology annotation, biological process: microtubule cytoskeleton organization; intracellular signal transduction; protein phosphorylation. The record is from RefSeq and is a predicted model, not a curated record. Gene Ontology annotation, cellular component: cytoplasm. The coding region runs from base 120 to 2177 and encodes 685 amino acids. Gene Ontology annotation, molecular function: protein serine/threonine kinase activity; ATP binding; tau-protein kinase activity.
GGAAAUUCAAACUUUGUGGAACAAAACAUCGGUGUCAGACGUUUUUAAAACACAUUUUUGCUUCUCCUUUUUUCAUAUACUUGGGGGGAGGCGGUGUUGGUGUGUUUGAAGCAGAGAAGAUGCCUGUGGAGCGGUUUGAUCCUUGCGGAGCCGAAGAACUCCAUAAAUAUUAUGAGGUUUAUGAGACUAUUGGCUCAGGAGGGUUUGCUAAAGUGAAGCUGGGACGACACCUCUUGACCAGAGAGAAGGUUGCCAUUAAAAUUAUGAACAAGAAAAAUCUUGGGGACGACCUGCCUCGUAUAAAAGUAGAAAUCGAGGCCAUGAAGAACCUCAGCCAUCAGCACGUCUGCCGCCUCUAUCAGGUCAUAGAGACGUCCACUCAUAUCUACAUGGUACUGGAGUACUGUCCAGGUGGAGAGCUGUUUGACUAUAUAAUAGCAAAGGACCGUCUGUCAGAAGAGGAGACCAGGGUGUUUUUCAGGCAGAUUGUCUCUGCGCUGGCCUACGUCCACAGCCAAGGUUACGCACACAGGGACUUAAAACCGGAAAACCUGUUGAUAGACGAAGACCACAACUUGAAGCUGAUUGACUUUGGCUUGUGUGCGAAACCUAAGGGGGGUCUGGGCUAUGAGCUGAUGACAUGCUGUGGCAGCCCUGCUUACGCCGCUCCUGAACUUAUCCAGGGAAAAGCCUACAUUGGUUCUGAGGCUGAUGUGUGGAGCAUGGGCGUGCUGCUGUUUGCUCUGCUCUGUGGAUACCUGCCCUUUGAUGAUGAAAACUGUAUGGUUCUUUACAGGAAGAUCACAAGUGGCAAAUAUGACAACCCCCGAUGGCUCUCUCCAGGAAGUAUCCUGCUCCUCAACCAGAUGAUGCAGGUGGACCCCAAGCGGCGUAUAACAGUCCGUCAUUUGCUGGACCAUCCCUGGGUGAUGAAAGGCUACAGCAGCCCAGUGGAAUGGCACAGCAGGCAGCCGCUUGGUCACGUUGAUGAAGACUGCAUCACUGAGAUGGCCGUCAACAUGAAACGAUCAAGAGAGAGCACCACCGUGUUGGUCAGAGAGUGGCGGUACGACCACGCCACAGCUACCUACCUGCUGCUGCUGUCGAAGAAGCAGCGCGGCCGGCCGGUCCGUCUGCACACCGAACCAGCAUUCUGUAACGGCCGCGGCUCUCCUCUGCACCGGGGAUUAGAGGGCAAGGAUGCUCUUCACUUCAGUGAGGAUGAUGAAGCUUUGAUUGUCGGUUCUCUGGACUUUUGCUCAGACUACAUUGAUGAUUGUCCGUGGAUUUCAAACACACAACAUACACCUCGGGUGGUUAGAGAUCAGAGUGACAGCACCACAAAUGGCAAAGAGACGAAACUGGCCUCUCCUUUAGGAAAAAAACGAUACGCUUGCAGCCCAACAUCAGAGAAAGUGCGAUCGGCGCCACAGCACUGUCGGGAGAAACGGGACAGAGACAGAGAACAAACCAGUGAGAACAAGGAGAGUAUUGAUGUGCAGGAGAAAGAUGUUGAAAUUUUUAUGUUGCCUCCUCCCCGAACUCCUGCAUCUAAUAAGAAGAAUAUACGCCAAAACAAGAACAUGUUGACCACGCCCACCAAAAGUGGAAAUAAAAAUAAUGCAGUCACACCUAAAGAUGGUGGCAGUGCCUCUAAAGACAACAGCAUUCGGAGGAGACGAGCAGAGAACAAGGAGCCUGUGAACCUCGAGAUCAUGGCCUUCAGUCCUGAGAGGAGGUCUCGGUCUUUGGACAUGGCGGGUGCAGGAGACAGCAGUAAAAAGAAGAGAGCAGGGAAGGUGUUUGGCUCUUUGGAGAGAGGUCUGGACAAGGUGAUCACCAUGCUGACUCCCAGCAAGAGAAAAGGCCUGCGUGAUGGCCCGCGCAAGAUCAAGGCACAAUACAAUGUAACUCUGACGAGUCAGACGAACCCAGACCAGGUCCUGAACCAGAUCCUCUCCAUCCUCCCAGAGAAACACGUCGACUUCACACAGAAAGGUUACACCCUGAAGUGCCACAUCGGCAACGAUUUUGGCAAAGUGACAAUGGCGUUUGAGCUGGAAGUGUGCCUGCUGCAGAGGUCGGAGGUGGUUGGGGUGCGACGCCAGAGGCUGAAAGGAGAUGCGUGGGUCUACAAGCACCUGGUGGAGGAUAUCCUCUCCACCUCCAGCAUCUAAACACCACACAGGAGGCACUUUAUCCCGUAAUAACAUCAUGUUUUCCACCAAGCACUCUGGACGUUUGGUGUCAGACAUGACUUUGUACAAAAAAGACAGACCUGGUUGAUGUGUGGGGUUUGAGCUAUAAGAUCAUGUCUUUACACAGGGUUCUUGGUGAAUUUUUCCAUCUGCCAGUAUCAAAACCACAAUACAUGAACAUUUCCAACAGAAUACUGUUGUUUUUGCAUAGAAGUUACAUUUCUUCACAUAUUUCUAUUGUGUCUCCUUAACAUUUGUAGGAUGUUUGUCAGUCCAGAAGGGACAAACUGGUGUUAUACAUGCUUGUGUUUAAAAUGAGAUUUGCUGCUGAGGUUUAUUGUAUGACACUAAUAACAAUUAUUAAUAUAAGGCUACAUCUUUUUUUUUUUAUAAAGAAAGUUUUUCAUCGUCUACAAGUGUCUUUUUGUUUCUUACCUGUUGGUGCUUUUUACAAUUUUGUCAUAUUGUGAGGUGUUUUUGUUUUUUAAAUGAAAUUGUGCAAGUAGCAAAAUAAAUAGUUUCUGAUAGGUAU